AUGUCUGCACGCUCUCGUUAUGAACCUAACCAUGGCAGAUUUGAUGAUAUUGUUGAUUAGCAUUCCAAUGGAUAUAGUUCCUGAGCAUAUUUCCUGGCCGUAUGGCUUAUUUGCCUGCAAGUUUUUGUCUCCACUUCAAGACGUAUGCCUUACAGCAUCUGCCUUGACCUUCAGUGCCAUCGCUCUGGAGCGUUACUUCGUCUCAAAAGGAAAAGCGCACAAUGAGAGGCGGAGCGCGAUUCUGGCGAUAGCAGUAAUUUGGACGACAUCAUGUUUGACAAUGGGUUUGCCGAUGGCUUUUUAUAAACAGCUGAUUUCGGAUGAUGAAAUGGUCAUGUGUGACGUCAUUUGGCCAAAUAAAAACGUCGCAAAUUUCUUUCUCGGUUACAUGAUCGUGUUGAUCGGAGGAUGCGCAUUGAUUGGGGCAGUCGUAUACUGCCGUAUCAGACGGAAUCUGUCAAUGGUGCAUAGACAACUUCAGAAAAAAAUCCAAGAUGAAAAUGCAGAGGAAAUAAGCAACGACUCAGUGGCUGAGCAAGCUCUUGCUUUGUCUAAUUUGAUGGCUAUUCUCAUCUCGGUCUACGUGUUGUGCGCUUUACCAUUUCCAGUGUUCGUCUUGCUCGUCGAAACGGGUGUAUUGAUUGAUUAUAAGUACAUCUACACGAUUUAUCUGUUUACAUCGUGUUUAUUGUACGGAAAUUGCCUCGCCAAUCCGCUGAUCCUUAUGUUCAUGAGUAGAGAUGCAAGAUUGACGUUCCUCGUCAAAGAAUCGCCAACAAAAAGAAAAACGGAACACGUAUCUUUGGAGAUUCUUCAACGGAAUUUAGCCAACGAUGCGUUUUAGAAGAAUAACAUCAGAUUUUAUUGAUGCCGCUUAACCAUUUAAAGAAAAGCGCUAAGAGUGCGCGGUAAUACAUAGAACUUUAUAAAAACAACAAUUUCAGUAACUUACUUACUCAGAGGGAUAAACGAAUGUCGAAAUACGAAAAUACUCUGUUACAUAAACCAUAUAUUCAUUUGUUCGUAGAAAUUACGGAGAGAAAUAGAGAAUAUCUAUUAGAGAAAACAGAAUAAAUAGAGAGCUCGUG
Xenia sp. Carnegie-2017 is the source of this 1088-nucleotide messenger RNA. RefSeq names its product galanin receptor 2b-like. Gene Ontology annotation, molecular function: neuropeptide receptor activity. Gene Ontology annotation, cellular component: membrane. NCBI's taxonomy places the organism in Eukaryota, Metazoa, Cnidaria, Anthozoa, Malacalcyonacea, Xeniidae. The record is from RefSeq and is a predicted model, not a curated record. The transcript has 2 exons. Gene Ontology annotation, biological process: neuropeptide signaling pathway. The coding region runs from base 20 to 844 and encodes 274 amino acids.